Molecule: messenger RNA, 1227 nt
Organism: Physella acuta
Lineage: Eukaryota; Metazoa; Mollusca; Gastropoda; Physidae
Source: RefSeq, a predicted model, not a curated record
GGAAAUCGUAGCUCCAGUAGACUUUGAUCUGGUACCUUCAACUCCCAGGGAACUAAACCAUAACCAUGAAUUGUCUUCUGCUUGUGACGUGUUUUUCCGCCAUUUUUGUCGCCUCUCUGGCGCUGGUCUCCAACUGGAACCAAGAGAUGCGUGACUACGUCCUUGAACUUCACAACGACAAGAGGAGGAAGGAGGGAGGUUGCCAGAUCAACAAGCUCAUCUACGACAUGGACCUGGAAAAUCAGGCGAGACGAUGGGCCGAGGGCUGCGUCUACAAGCACGAGUCUCUGCCUGGGAGGGGAGAGAACUUGGCCUGGAACUCAAUGGAGCAGCCUGAGAAGGAAUUGAUCCUGGGCGGGUUCACUGCCUGGUUUGACGAGAAGAAUUUGUACAGUUACGGCCAGGACUCGUGUUCUAUGUCCUGUCAUUACACACAGCUGGUGUGGGACAAGACCCAGAAGGUCGGCUGCUGGUCAACCAGAUGUCCCAACCUGAGAAACGCCUACCAAAACGCCUGGUGGUUGGUUUGCUUCUACACCCCCAUGGGCAACUGGAACAGGCAAAGACCUUACCAGAAGUCCUGCAAGUCUCCCUGCAGGAAAGGUCAGACCGAAGAGAACGGUCUCUGUCUGGGUGACAUGCCCGACGAGAGCGAGGAGAGAGAGUGCAAGGACGAGAACCCAAGAUGCCAGGAGUGGGCCAACAGGAACCAGUGUGUCUCCAACCCUGCCUACAUGAAAGAAAAAUGUCGUCUUGCCUGCAAGGUUUGCAAGCCGUAACCUGCCAGAUUUGUACAACCCUAACAGCCUAAAUUAGGCUUAGAACAACUUAUUACAAACCAAUCAGUCCGAACGAAACACGACACACGACGCAUGCUCAAACUACAAAUUUUAUUUUCGUACAACAACCAGAUAAUGAUAAAAAUUCUAUAUUUUAAAUUAAAAAGAGAAGUGUACAUACUUAUAUUUUUUCACGAGUUUUGUCAAUCAAAUUGACUUAUAUUUUAUCUAAAGAAAAGUUUUACAGAAGUGAAAAUGUACGCAUGAAGGCAAUCUAACUCUAAACAUCGUGUACAUGUAUUUGCGAGAACGUGUAUAUAUUUUUUAAACAGAUGCAACUUGUAACAACAGAACAGCAGGAAAAUAUUUGUCGAUUUGAUUGUAUAACAUGAGAGAUGUGCAAUAUUUUUUCAAAAGGUUCUCUUAGAAUAAAAACAUUGUGAAAUGA